AAACAAACUGCCGGCAGACUGCAGUUGCCCGUGAUUUAUUGUACUAAUUUAGCUUUUCUACUCGAGGGGAAAAGCUUCUUUUCCGGUGAAACUUUCAUUGAACCUGUUUACAAGUCAAUACACGGAGGGAGAGCGUUUCACAAGAACCAUGCCUGCACGAAUCAUUGUCAUAACGAUAACUGUCUUUGCUUUCAUCGCGGGAUCUUCGCUUGAGGCAUUACGCGCAAACAUAAACAAGUCUGUAUGGUGCCUUCGCGCUUGUGGGUUGGAAAAAGAUAAAACUUUAUCCGAGAGAGUUCAGGUCCUGAAAUCUUUCUCUUGUUACCGGUGUCGUAAAAGGAGCAGGAGAGAUAUCGGUGUCCUUACUGCGAAGACCAGCGCAAAGCGCCGAAAAAGAUCUUUUUCUAUAGAUGAUUGUGGGAACACGGCCAGUAACGGAACACUUUUCCCGAAACAGCAGUUUACAUCCAGGCCAAAGGUAACCUUUGGACAAUACGAAAAAACAGCUAACUGGUAUGCAAAUGUGUCUUGGGAUCCAAUUAAAGAUCCUGAUGGCGUUUUGAAAGGUUACAAGGUUGAGUUAGACCUCGGUUCUGAUCCAAGUAUACUUUGCUCUCUGCUGCCAAAGGGAUGA
Molecule: messenger RNA, 634 nt
Organism: Pocillopora damicornis (cauliflower coral)
Lineage: Eukaryota; Metazoa; Cnidaria; Anthozoa; Scleractinia; Pocilloporidae
Molecular function (GO): protein binding
Source: RefSeq, a predicted model, not a curated record